This is a messenger RNA of Rotaria sordida, 795 nucleotides long. NCBI's taxonomy places the organism in Eukaryota, Metazoa, Rotifera, Eurotatoria, Philodinida, Philodinidae. The record is from the annotation of a GenBank genome assembly.
AUGCUAAAUGAAUUUAAUCCAUGUCGACCAUGUUGGGAUACAAUAAAUGAUAAAGAUGAUUUUAAUAUUAAUCAUUCAUAUAAAAAUUAUACAAUUAGUCCAUUGGAAACCAAAGUUGAACGAAAUAUUCGUACACGUACAGUUACACCUGUUGUUACUGGUUCAUCUGUUGCUGCAUUUACUUUUAAUGGUGGUGUUAUUUUAGCUGCUGAUGUUCUUGGUUCAUAUGGUUCAUUAGCUAAAUAUCGUAAUAUUUCACGUAUUCAUCAAGUUAAUGAUAGAACUGUUCUUGGACUUGGUGGAGAUUUAUCUGAUGCUGAUUAUAUAAAAGAAGCUAUUGAUACUAAAGUAGAACAAGAUAUUAUUGAAGAAGAUGGUAGUAAAAUGACACCAUUAGCUCUUUAUGCUUGGUCUACAAGACUUAUGUAUUAUCGAAGAACUCAAUUAAAUCCAUUAUUAACAAAUGUUAUUGUAGCAGGAAUGGAAAAUAACGAACCAUUUCUUGGACGUGUUAAUGAUAAAGGUUCAGCUUAUAAAGAAUUUUUAAUUAUCACUGGUAUUGGCACUCAUUUAGCUCAAGGUUGGAUACGAACAAUACUUGAAACUUCUAGUCAAAUUAAUAAACAACAAGCUGAACAAUUAAUGGAUCGAAUUAUUAAACAACUUUAUUACCGUGAUUGUCGAGCAUUUGCUCGUUAUCAAGUUUGUAUUGUUACGAAUGAUAAUGUAGAAUUUAAAGUUAAAGAAGUUCAACCUGAUUGGAGUCUAGCAUCAUCACUCCGAAAUACAGAAUGA